Camelina sativa (false flax) is the source of this 357-nucleotide messenger RNA. NCBI's taxonomy places the organism in Eukaryota, Viridiplantae, Streptophyta, Magnoliopsida, Brassicales, Brassicaceae. The record is from RefSeq and is a predicted model, not a curated record.
AUGUCAAAGAAAAGGGCUCAUGACCAAGAUAUGAAGGAUUUGAAAGAGAUUGGGACAGCUAUUGUCCCAACAAAGUUUGAAGAUCCAGGCUUAUUCAACUUACCCUGUUCCAUCAGCUACAUGCACUUUAAUAAGUGCCUUUGUGAUUUAGGAGCUUCAGUGAGCUUGAUGCCAUACUCAGUGGCUGAGAAGUUGGGGUAUGAGGACUUCAAGGACAGCAACUACUCUGUCAGUCUAGCAGAUGGAUCCAAGAGGGAUGUGGUUGGAGUGAUUGAAAACCUCCCUAUCAAAAUAGGAGAAGCAAGGAUCCCAACUGAGAGCCUGAAGACCCUCUUAUCUUGGGAAGGCCAUUCUUAG